Messenger RNA from Magallana angulata, 2691 nucleotides. Its product is annotated as apoptosis inhibitor 5-like. Lineage: Eukaryota; Metazoa; Mollusca; Bivalvia; Ostreida; Ostreidae. The transcript has 13 exons. Bases 120 to 1727 code for a protein of 535 amino acids. Gene Ontology annotation, molecular function: RNA binding. Gene Ontology annotation, cellular component: nucleus. The record is from RefSeq and is a predicted model, not a curated record. Gene Ontology annotation, biological process: negative regulation of apoptotic process.
UAAAUAUUUCAACUUCCGGUCGUUAGACCCACGCUAUCAAAUAUUUAGCUGAUCAUAAGAAGAUAUACUUUAUAUAUUUACCUCGUUUUAUGGCAAAAAUUACAGCUUAAGGAUUAACAAUGGAUGCAAUAGAAACUAUGUACCAAAACUUUGGCGUUUUAGCGGACGCUAAAGAAAAAGCAGGAGAGCAUGAAGAAGAAUUUCUGUCAAUUCUGAAUGCUGUAAAGGGAUCACCAGGAGAGAAAAGAUUAGCUUCACAAUUCAUCACACGCUUCUUUAAGUAUUUCCCAAGUCAUGCGGGCACUGCCAUCAACGCUAUGUUUGACUUGUGUGAGGAUGAUGAUCCCAUGACUCGCAAACAAGCCAUUAAAGAUUUACCUACGUUAUGUAAGUCAGCCCCGGAACAGGUCUCAAAGAUUGCGUCUGCUCUGACACAGUUGAUGGGAACAGAUGAUGCCACUGAAAACCAUCUCAUACAAAGCUCCUUUCUCACACUUUUCAAAUUUGAUUCCAAAGGUUCGUUAGAUGGAAUAUUCAGUCAAAUUUUGGGUGAGGAUGAAACAGUGAGAGAGAAAGCAAUCAAGUUUUUGGGAGCAAAAAUCAAGACUUUACCAGAAGACACAUUAGACAGUCACUCUGAGGAACUGCUCAUCAACAUGUGCAAAAAAGUGUUAGAGGAUGUCACCAAAGAUGAGUUUAUUGCCAUCAUGGAAAUCCUCAAAUGUCAGAAAUCCAUGACAACAGUCCAAGGGAGACAACAGUUGGUGGACAUUGUCACAGAACAGGCAGAACUAGAUGAACCCUUUGUAGCAUCAGAUCCAGACUGUGUAGACAGACUCACUCAGUGCAUCAAACAUGCAGCUCCUCUGUUCUCUAAAAACGUCCACUCUAAAGCCUUCGUGGGCUAUCUUUGUGAUAAUGUCUUGCCACAUAUUGAUCAGCUGGCCAGUCCUGAAGAUGGAGUUAAUGGUAAACUGGAGUUGCUGAAACUGAUGGCAGAAAUCUCAGAAUUCACCGGGGAAUUGGAAGACUUAGAACAGCGUCUUAAGAACUUGUAUGAUUGUCUGAUUUCUUACAUGCCCCUUCCCCCAGAGGAGGAGAAUGAAGAUGAGUCAGCGAGUGGGGAGCCCAAGCUAGCAUUCUCCUCUGUGGAAUGCCUCAUGUACGCCUUCCAUCAGCUCUGUCGCAAACAACCCAGCUUUCUGGCUGCCGAGGAAAACGCAGAAAGGUUAAAAGACUUUAAGAUAAGAUUACAGUAUUUUGCACGAGGGGUGCAGGUUUAUAUAAAGCAUCUUAGAAUGGCCCUUCAGGGUAAAACAGGAACUGAAUUAAAAGAAGAAGAGAACAAGAUGAAGGUGGCAGCUCUAAAGAUUACAUCCAACAUCAACACAAUGAUUAAAGAUUUGUUCCAUAGUCCUCCAUCUUUUAAGUCUGUUAUCACAUUGUCAUGGAAACCUUUGGUGAAACCUGUUGAAAAAGUAACGCCAACAAAAACAGUAGCUGGACAAAAGAGAACCCCUAUCACAUUUGAGACCAAUGGGGCUGGUGGCAAAAAGCCACACAAACAAGACAGAUCCAUCUAUCAUCCUCCAAGUGGGAAGUUCAGUGAAAAAGCAGGCACCUUUGAGUCAAACGAGACCAGAUCCCAAGGCCAGAGAGGAAGAGGAGGAGGAGGAGGCUACAGAAGAGGAGGAUGGAGGGGAAGAGGGCGUGGUCAGCGAUGGUGAUUGAGGACCAGUGAAGAGGACCGAUAGAUGAUCAGAAACUUUGCAUUCAUUUCACUCUGUAUCAGACUCUUUGGACAUUUCUACAGCGGUAGCACAUUGUACUACCCAGCUUUAAUUUUUUAAUAACCAGAAACUGAUGCAGAGUAAAUGAAUACUUAAUUUCUUUUCUUCUUGACAACGAACCGAAUGGAGUCCACUACCUAUGUUAAACUACAAAGGCCGUAAGUUGUGUAUCGCAAGCAAACCAUUUUCUUUCUACAGAUAAAUACAUUAAUAUAUAAUUCUUUUGAAAGUUAAGAUACACAACCUGCGGCCUUUUUGGUCAGUUAGUGUUUCAGGUCAACGUUGGAUCAGAUACAAUUUAUUAUUACUAGUAUCCAUCUUAUUUGAUCCUUCUGAAGGAGUUUGAUAAGAAAUGUCUUGUACAUUUGUGGAAAUACAAGGAAGCUUUGUAUCCGAGACCAAUGGUCACGUAAAUAAGAAAGGAGAUAUUAUGAACGUAUGUUUGACUCUUGUUUACAUUGUGGGUUACUAUUAUUUCUUGGAAACACGAAAUUUUUGAUGAUAUAGAUAAAAUACAAGGAUAUAGAUUUAUUAAACCCAAUUUGAUUUUUGAAACAACAAGAAUCGUGUGUGAUUUGUGAAUAGAAGGGACUAAUUUAUGUUAUUCUGAUGGCUAUGUUAAAAUUAAGCUCUUUCAAUAAAGUUGCUAGUUUAAUGCUGAUUUCACAUUUUUCAAAUACUUAAAACUGCAUUAAAUUGUUUGCAUUUAAUAGCUUUUUAAAACAGAUUUAAUUAAAAGUAUUUAUGGAUGACAAAAAUCAUCAUUUUGUAUUCAAUAUCGUUUUGUGUUUUAUUACCCAUUAUUAGACAUGCCUUUAGAUGGCAUGUAUGAUGUUUAUUGUGGGGAAAAGUUCAUGAACGUGCACCUUGUAUAAAAGAGGAAAUAAAUUUUAGAAAGUAU